Cantharellus anzutake is the source of this 3609-nucleotide messenger RNA. RefSeq lists its product as uncharacterized. Lineage: Eukaryota; Fungi; Basidiomycota; Agaricomycetes; Cantharellales; Hydnaceae. The record is from RefSeq and is a predicted model, not a curated record. The coding region runs from base 138 to 3263 and encodes 1041 amino acids. The transcript has 2 exons.
ACAGUGGACUGGACAACGAUGCUAUACUCUCCGGACCACCUCUCUUCCCUCCUCCACCGGCCAAUCUUGUCCCCGCUCUCACUCCGUCUGCAUCUGCAUCUACAACGUCUUCUGCUACGUCUGCAAUUUCACGGCCAAUGGCGAUGUCUCCAUCUGCCACUACAUCUACAUCGGCUUACUCGUCCCGUGGCACCCUUCUCACGAGUCCUGAUUCCAGUCCAUGGAGUAGAAGACCCUCCCUUCCUUUAAGUCUUGAUACGCCGAGCCCUACAAGUACGUAUGCGGAUGACGUCCAUUCGGAAUUCGAGUAUGAAGUCAUAUACAAUCGGGAUGAGAGCGAUCCUGGUCUUUUUGAAUCGCCCAGAGCCCCACCUUCUGUACCGUCGAAUGCACUGCUGCAGGCUUUUGGCCCUCGUUCUAGUGUUAGCUUGCCAUCAUCCUUCAGGCGUUCCUUAUCCCCAAGGAAGCCAGCGAGCAAACUGUCCAAGUUGAGCGUUCAGGCAGGUUUGGAAGACCAGGUUCCGACGCCUGUAGAGUCUAUCACAGGGUCUGAAUCGUCAUCUUUCGGAUCCCCUAUGAAGCCUUUUCUGACGUUUUCCAAUUCUCCCAAGCGCAACUCUAACACAAAGUCUCCUAAGCCGAGUAUCGCUCGACGAGCCGUCUCUGUUCUUCUGUCCCCUCGGGAGGACUCCAAGAAAAAGAAAGGCUCGCCUGCUCCACCUGUACCGUCCGUUCGCGUCCAAGGGACUGAAACAGAUGUGUCAUCGAGUGAUUGGGAUCCGUUCUCCGCUUCCUCCGCCACUCCAUCUGUGCGCUCCGGGAUAUCAGGACAGUUGAGAGGAAGUGAAGAUAUUGGCUUUGGUAGUGACACUGGCUAUGGUCCCGGACUUGAAGGAACGACGCCUAAGCCCAUAUCACCCCUCUCAGAUACCGCCCCUCCUGCGAUUGGCUCGAAAGGCGUGUCUUCAACACCUUUGGGCUCUAGGAGGAGCUUCCAUUCGCUUUGGCAUUCGAAGAGCAGUCGGUCGUUGAAGGAUAAGUCCAAGGAAAAGGGGAAGGAGGGACCUGGCGCUGCUCUGAUCGUACAGUCUGACCAGGAGUCUUCACGUGUGACGGCCGUCGCAAGUGCUGUCGGUUCUGGUACGGAUGGGGAAAGAGGGUCCGUGGGAAGACGCAGAGCGAGGAGCGUUGGACCGACGAACACAGCUGUCCCCGCUGAGGCGGUCAGGGAACGGUCGGGUACUGUUCCCGUGCCUGAGCUACCGUCGAACGCACGCAUGUUGACGAAGGAGAAGGAUGGCGCGUACGGCGGUGGUUUCGCGUGGCAAAUGGGACCUUCUGGACCCGAAGCUGGGAAAUCAUUCUUUGACGCCUUCGAGAAUGAUAAUCAGGGGAAACUUCCUUCAGUGGAAUUGCCCGGUCCUCCACCUGUCGGACCUGCGUUCCGGUCCGUUUCCAACCUUGGUGGUCCGUCGUCUGCUUCGAAAUCAACGUCGUCGCCUGUUGCGAGUCUUUAUCAGUUGACGCCAUCGUUACCCUCUCCCACUCAUAGUUUACAACGGGCAUCUUUUAAAACUCCAAAGUCUGCUUCCUCGACUUUUCUAUCUGGGGCGUCUUCGCUGAAAUCCUCGUUGGAACUAAAUGGUCCCCCGCCUUCCGCUAGUUCCGCCGUUACCACUUUCUCAUUUGCUCAGCGCUCUUUGAGAACUAGGGAAUCGUACCAGUCCCUUCUUCUUCGCGAUGCUAUGCUUUCCAUUCAGCAGCAGCAGCAGCAGCAACAAGCAGAGGAGCAGAUUGCGACAGCGUCGCCUUCGACUACAAACUCUCGUCCUGCCGGCCCCCAAAUGCAGCGUAAAGGGAGUACAGCGAGUACAGCGAGUACAGCGAGCACAGCGAGUUUGUCUAGUUUGCGGUCUUCACUUUCCAGGAAGCGGUCCGUUCCUGAGCUGGAUGGAGUUUGGAAGGGGUUUUUGAUGGAAAUUAAAGAGGAUCUGGAUUUGGUAGGGAUCACGGAAGAUCAGCAGAAGACUUCGAAGGAAGCAGCAAGGAUAAGGGAGUCGAGAAGGCCCGGUGGGCUAUCUCCGAAUGGUGCUUUACCCACUGUUCCAAAUAAGGAUGUGCAUUCACAAGGGCCCGGAGCCGGAGUUCGUGUUCAUGUGGAAUCUUCGUCACCUCCGCAUUCGGUGUUGAGUUUUAGGCCACUUCCUCUGCCCCCUGUCGCCACGAACGGCGAGCGGACGCCACUUGUGAUAGCGUUGGAGGAGAUUACGCAGCGUCCGAGACCUUCAUCAACGUGUACAACCUCUUCCUCUCAGACGUUGACAGCCGGGAAUUUCGCGAAGAUGGAGAUGAGGCGUGUUCCUGCUCCUCUUAACUUGAGCGCAACUUCAUCCAAUGGGUUGAAUUUCGGAGAGGAUGAUGUGGUGGUCUAUGGGAGUGGGGGGACAGUCAACAAUAGCGUUAUGUCUGACCCUAGGAGGAAUACCUCGAGAGUUGACAGUAUCUUUUCACUAUCCCAGUUCCCAGUUCCCCCUUCUUUCAUCCAUCCUCCUAAAUCUCCCUUUAAGUUGUCUACUACCGAUUGUAGUACACACCCCCAAGUUGUUGGUGAUCAGGUAUUUCCCUCACCUCCACCUUCUGCCGCCUCUAGCUAUAGCUUUGUUAUCCCUAACUAUCCGUACCAAAGUUCACUCGCUCCUCUGUCUGCCAAAUCUUCUACUUCCAUGAAGUAUUAUCACUCUCGCUCGACUUCCUCAGCAUCUUCCUCAUAUUCUACCGCGGAGAGCUCGUUUAGCUCCGAAUCUGCUUGUCGUUCGAGCCUGGCUACUACUGCUUCGAAAGAACUACCCUCCCCUUCAUCUCGGUGUUAUCCCAAUGUGGAUAAUUCUCCUGCUACUCCUAGCGUGCCACCUUCAACUACUGAGAUCACGUCCCCACCGUCUCCUCCGCUUACAUUUGAUGCGAACGAAGAAGAACGGCUAUUAGAUCUCGAACUUCCCAAGACUCCACGUGUGCGUCAUAGUACUCCUGCGUCUGCCGUCACAUCAGUGCCUUCCCUUCUCCCCAUCCCUACGAAUCGGAAUCGUCUUCGCGGACACACGAUUUCACGCAUUGCGAUGCCUCCUGAUCCUUCUACUCCCACUCCCGCCACCACAACCGAGCGGCCCUUGCCCCUGACUGCCUCUGUCACUCCUAGGUUGAAUAAUGCGAGCAUGAAAAUGUCUGGGCGUGAAAUGCCACAGAGCCAUGGAGCCGUGUUAUGAUCCGACGCCACUUGGAAAAAAAAAAACACCCAUCGUUUUUUAGGUGGAGCGGCCCCCCCAAAAAAAAUCAAAUGUUAAUGUCGCAUCCAGUAUCUAAGUUGGCCGCCUCCGCUUAGGUCCGGAGUCAAAAAUCCGCUCAUCCGCCCACUGGACGAAACAUCCUUUCCUUUUAUCUUCGCAUAGAGCCACUCACACGUUUGCAGCCACCCAACGAUUCAACGAUUCAGAACCAACUUCGCUGUCUCAUGAUGUUACUUUUUUGUGUUUCUUUCCGAUGGACGGACAAUCUUCGACCUUUCGAGCCGACUCGUCAACCAGAAAAAAAAAGGCACCCAAUUUUCUUCAU